Molecule: messenger RNA, 715 nt
Organism: Drosophila montana
Lineage: Eukaryota; Metazoa; Arthropoda; Insecta; Diptera; Drosophilidae
Product: protein lin-52 homolog
Exons: 2
Coding region: 135-572 (145 amino acids)
Biological process (GO): regulation of DNA-templated transcription
Cellular component (GO): DRM complex
Source: RefSeq, a predicted model, not a curated record
CAAUUUAACAGAAAACUCCGCAACUUAGGGAAAUGCGGUCACAUUGCUCGGUUUAAUAAUACAAACGCCUUUUUAAUUAAUUUAUUUAAUUCAUUUAACUGAAUUUAAUACGUUUACACCACAUCUGUGCAAUAAUGAACAAUAUGGAACCGGGGGUUGAAAUGUUCUCUCCGGAGACUGUUCUGAAGUCGGAAACGGACACCAACGCAGCGGGGACGACAGGCAAUGCCAGCAGCAACAAGGUGCUGAGCGCCAAAGAGGAUGAGCUAAUAUCAAUGGAAACACUGCGUGAAUCACCGGUGCAGUGGCCAGAACGCUUUCCUGGAAUGGAUGAUUUUCUGACCAUGAGCCAAACACCGAUACACACACCAAGCGCCGAAUGCACACAAAACUUUACCAGUGCGGACAUGGCAAGGAUGAACCAGCUGGCCAGCCUAACACCAGAGCAAUUGAUAGAUAAGAUUAAGUCCAUGCAUGAUGAAAUCUAUCAACUAGGCCUGCGAGAGUCCAAGGAAAUGACACGCGGUAAACUGUUGGGCAUAUUUGAUCGAAUGGCCAAAGGAAAGAACUAAGACAUUCACUUUGAAUUCUGUUGCCGUAUUAUAUAUAGUUAAUUUUACUUUAUUAUACAUAGACAUGUGAUUACAUGUAGCCUAAAUUUAAUGUAUAUUAUGAAUUUUUUUUGUAAUAAAAAGAGCGAUCGUUGAUUAAUUUA